AUGAAGCAAUUGAGGCAGAGCUCCCAGAACGUUAUGGCUGCAGCUCCCAUUGCCAAUAUUGUAAAAAGUUCUCUUGGCCCAGUUGGCUUGGAUAAAAUGUUGGUGGAUGAUAUUGGUGAUGCGACUAUUACCAAUGAUGGGGCAACCAUUCUGAAAUUGCUAGAAAUAGAACAUCCUGCAGCUAAAGUGCUCUGUGAAUUGGCUGAUUUGCAAGACAAAGAAGUUGGAGAUGGGACUACAUCUGUGGUUAUUAUUGCAGCAGAACUUCUGAAAAAUGCAGAUGAAUUAGUCAAGCAGAAAAUUCACCCCACAUCAAUUAUUGGUGGCUAUCGGCUUGCUUGCAAGGAAGCAGUGCAGUAUAUCAACGAAAACCUCAUCAUUAACACAGAUGAACUUGGAAAAGAUUGUCUCAUCAAUGGCAAAACAUCCAUGUCUUCUAAGAUCAUUGGAACUGAUGGUGAUUUCUUUGCCAAUAUGGUGGUAGAUGCAGUACUUGCAGUUAAAUAUACAGAUGUGAAAGGUCAACCUCUGUUUCCAGUAAAUUCUAUUAAUGUUUUGAAGGCCCAUGGGCGAAGUCAGAAGGAAAGUAUGCUUAUAAAUGGUUAUGCUGCCCAGGAUCACAUAGCUAGUAUCUAA
This is a messenger RNA of Antechinus flavipes (yellow-footed antechinus), 636 nucleotides long. Its product is annotated as T-complex protein 1 subunit alpha-like. NCBI's taxonomy places the organism in Eukaryota, Metazoa, Chordata, Mammalia, Dasyuromorphia, Dasyuridae. Gene Ontology annotation, biological process: protein folding. Gene Ontology annotation, molecular function: ATP hydrolysis activity; ATP-dependent protein folding chaperone; ATP binding. The record is from RefSeq and is a predicted model, not a curated record. Gene Ontology annotation, cellular component: chaperonin-containing T-complex.